Molecule: messenger RNA, 4836 nt
Organism: Cavia porcellus (domestic guinea pig)
Lineage: Eukaryota; Metazoa; Chordata; Mammalia; Rodentia; Caviidae
Gene: Ankrd55
Product: ankyrin repeat domain 55
Exons: 10
Coding region: 2996-4546 (516 amino acids)
Biological process (GO): protein localization to ciliary inversin compartment
Cellular component (GO): cytoplasm; nucleus; ciliary inversin compartment
Molecular function (GO): protein binding
Source: RefSeq, a predicted model, not a curated record
GUUAAAAGGAUAAAGAAGCAGGGGUGCUAAAGAUGUUGUUCUGGAGGGGGCUCCCUCUUGAAGAAAGUGAUCUUAAUGGAGCUGGCGACUGGAAAUAGAACCCAAGUGUUACAGCAAUCAUCGUCAACAUUUAUGUCAACACUUACAUGAUUUUAUGAAUUUAAAUACUGGAUCCUCCCAAUGUUAACAGACAGGAGAUAUCACCUUUAGAGAAACAUUCUUUUUUAUCUUACCAACAUCAAAAUUUGGGACAUUUCAGGUCCCUCCAUAAAAGAACACCCUCCAUAAAUAACACAGCAGGAAUGUUCUCCUUUUGAGAUACAGUUAACAUCUGAGGGGGAAGAGUAGUGAAAAGGAUGCUCCAGGCUGCACAAUGUGAGAUACAGUGCGAUCUAGGAAAGGGAAGGAGAGAUUGAAGUACAGGAGGUACCAAGACUUAGUUCCAAGUCUGUAUUCAAGUUAGAAACUAUAGGAUGCCAGACCCUACAAGGAAUAUGUCAGUUUGAUGUUUCUUUAACCCUAGAGCAAACUUGGUUAAGACUCACUGAAAAUCUCUGAGCCCUCUCUUCUCAAAUGCUCCCCAUGAUACUUCUGGGAGGCUCUAGGCUGCCUUGAGUCCAUGUCAAGCAAGUCCUAACUGCCAUGUGGGAGAUAUCAUUCUCCUUUCUCCCCAGGAAGGUACUCAGAAAUCUUCAUCGUGGCCCCCAUAUCCCUGUCAUUGCUGACUCAUGCAUUUGUUAUUGCUGUCACUGAGAUGAUAGAUUCAUCUUGUACCAGCCCCAGUGAGAUGCUCUGCUAAAGCAAAAACCAUCCCCUCUCUAAACUCACUACCCUUCCCUGCCACCAUCCAGCAGAAAAUGCAAUGAUAUAUUGCCCAAUCCUCACAGAGAUGUCUUUAGAGUUUAAUUUUUCAUUAUGUAUUUGUAUGAACUCUUUCUCUAAGACUCAAAAAUGUAUAUGAAAGGAGUUUUUCAAAGUGUGAUGAACAGAUUUCUUGUGUCAAUAUCCCUUAAGUCACUUGUUUCAAAUGCAUGUUCCUGGGAUAAACCCAAGAUCUCCUAUUCAGACAUUUAGAGAACAGAGGACAAAGGAUGGAGGAGGUCUGUGGGUUAAACAAAUUUCACUGACAAUUUUUAUGCUCUCUGGAGUUUGAAAACCACUGUUCUGUUGGUGCUAGCUGAGGUCCCGUAUCUCAGACAGAUGUGUGACUGUCUUCCCAGUCAUCUCCUUUAUAGUAUAUGCCCUGAUAACUGCUCUUGUUGCAGACUUUUUUGAUAUCUAAGCUUAGGAAAAGAGAACAUUUAGACCAAUUUGUUAAGUAGAUAGAAGCAGUUUCUCAAGUUCACUGCCAUUAGCCUGUAGUAUGUGGUGAGAAUAAACUAUUGCUUUCAAAUUCCUAAAAUUCUAAGUUUCAGAUUUCUUUAGCUGGAUCCAUGCAAGGGAUUUAGAAGAAGUGCUCUUCUACACCAAAGUGAAUCACAAAGGACAUUCUUGAACCCAAAAAGGUGACACCUUUACAGGCAGCUCUUUAUGGGCAGGCAUUCCAAGGAGCAGUGUAUGGGAAGUAGCCGAGUGAUACCAUUUGGUGCUAUAAUAGUAUUAGAGAGGCAGGAGUUAAGAUUCUAUUGGGCAGUAAGGCCAGUGGCCCCCAAAUGGAGUCAGGAAACCCAGAAUGGCAUCUUCUGAGUCACAGCCCUACAGGAAUCUUACAAAACUAUCUUCGAGGUGUCCCUGGCUGUCUGAGACCUCCCAGAGCAUGAUCAGGCAGGCCCUUGGCUAAAGGGCAUAUGGACCCUACAUGAAUACUGCAUAGAUUGAACCCCCAAAUAUGUAGUCUCCUAUAGGGUAGAGAUUAUAUUGCUUAAUACAACAGGCUGAACUCUCUUCCAAAUCUCUUAAAAACUCCUACACAAAGAGCUCUCAGGGGUAUCCUUCUCAGAAACCACUUCCAGGCUACUGGGAACUUUAUUUCCUCACCUUUAUACAUUUUAAAUAAAAUUGCUUGCACCCUACCUCCUCCAUCCUACAGAUUCAUUCUUGGUCACUGUGGGACAAUACCCCACUACUUCAUAACAGUGCCACAUCCUUAACUAUGACCAGCCUCUAUGUGACCCGCUUCUGUUCAACUCUGCUGAGGCUCAUGGGAAGGAGGUGUCCUGGAGACUGUACUGCAGAGUCCACCACUUCUUCCCAGCAGUGUUUGCAUUCAAGCAUUCAAUCAUAGCUGUAAAUACAGUGUAGAUUAUGUGUGACCUUGGGCAAAUGCUUCACUUCUUUGUGCUUCUUUCAUUUGAAAAGUGUAGGAAAAACAAUAACCUAAGUUGAUCACAAUAGAAGGAGAAAUGCAUCUGGAGUCAGCCAGCAUGUAGUUAGUUUUGAAGAGCAACAAAAAUUUAAAAUAUCUUCAUUAGCUUCCUGAUUUUUUUUCUGAAAAAAAGGAGAGAAACAGAGACAUACACAUGCAGACUCAGGAAAUGUUGCAAAAUUAUUACUUUUUCAGUGUUUCAAAUCUUUGCCCACCAAAAAUCUGCUUUUCAAAAACUGUACAUUUUGGGCAACUCUAAGAUUUGUUCAUUGUUCUUUUCUUUAGGGUCUUCUGUCUAUUUUUCCUCCUUUUAAUCUGAGAAUAUGAUGACUUCAACAUUAGGAACUAAAAACAUGCUAUAUUAGUAAACUAUGAAUCAACACUGACAAUUCCAGGAAAACAUUUAUGCCUACUUAACACUUAGAUGUAAUUAGUCAAUUCUACAGAACCAUACUCAAUUUUAUAGCCUAUGAUUUUUGAUGUUGACAGAUCUUUUCCAGACUUCAAAACUGAAAGGGUUGGCUUGAAGGCUGUGUGAGUCUGCUCAGAAAUGGUGCCAAGCACAAUAUCCCAGAUAAAAAUGGCCGCCUUCCACUUCAUGCUGCCACUGCCGAGCCCGAUGUGAGGCUCCUGACAGUCCUGCUGCAGCAGUCCAACCUCAGUGAAAUUAAUCACCAGGACAAUGAGGGAAUGACACCACUCCACUGGGCAGCUUUCCACAACCAGCCUCAGCACACCCAGAUGUUGUUGAAGAAGGGGGCAGAUCCCACCCUUGUGGAUAAGGACUUUAAAACAGCUCUCCACUGGGCAGUCCAGGCCCAUGUGGGCAGCAUUUCCAUUUCUUCCUUCCUGGUCUCUGUGACUCUCGCUGGUCUCCUACAUCUGAGACUUCUCUUGGCUGACACCCAGUCCAGAUUGAGUGGAAACAGAAUUUUGUGUUCCAUCAUUCUGAGCCACCAUCAGGGGCCGUCUAUAAUCAACUAUGACGACGAGAGUGGAAAGACGUGUGCACACAUCGCCGCAGCCGCGGGUUUCAGCAGCAUUAUUAAUGAACUGGCAAGAGUCCCUGAGUGUAACCUGCAGGCUCUGGAUGUGGAUGACAGGACACCCCUGCACUGGGCUGCGGCUGCAGGGAAGGCAGAAUGUGUCCAGUCACUGCUGGCGCUGGGCAUGGACAGCAACCUGAGGGACAUCAACGAGAGCACGCCUUUGGCCUAUGCCCUGUACUGUGGGCACACAGCCUGCGUCAAACUCCUCUCCCAAGAGAGCAGAACAGAACCUGCUCCACCUCUUCCUCCCCAAAACAGUCGACCCCAGAAGAAGGAGGGACGGUUCAGUAUGCUCAACCAAAUCUUCUGCAAAAAUAAGAAGGAAGAGCAGAAAUCCCAUCAGAAGGAUCACAGCAAGGACCAACCCAGUGGGGAAGACACCUCAGAAGUUGAUGACAUCAUCACCACCUUUGACAGCAUCAUGGAUACCAACUGCCAGGGACAGCCUUGUGACCAGGUGGCUAUGGUUGACCUUAAGAAGAGGACCUCAGAGAAUUCAAAGUAUCUCUUGCCAGAAAAGAAACUUCUGGCCUGUAAGGGGCUUCCACCCAUCAGAACACAGAGCCUCCCACCCAUUACAAUGGGCAAUAAUUUCCUGACUGCUUCCCAUGGCAGCAUUUCCCAAGCUGCCCUAAGCCCAGGCACUCAGCAUAUGGCCCAGCGAUCUCAGAAGAGUCGAAGUGAGCAAGAUUUAUUAAAUAACAGGACUGGCUGCCAGAUGUUGCUAGAUAACCCCUGGAAGGGCGAUUCUAAUCAGGUGUUCUCCUACAAAGCUUGGACUAUGCCUUCUUCUGAGAAGCUGCUAGACAGGCUUCUCACUGGCCGCCCAGGGCACCAGGAGCACGCUGGGCCACCACAUCUUCCUCAUCUGCACAAUCCUCCACCCGGACAAAAUCUUCAGCAUCUCUCUCCAAAUAGAUCCAAAAUCAGAGACCUUCCUUUCACACGGAACAACCUUGCUCCCCUCCCAGACCAAAAAUUUCUAUCUGGAGAGCCUCUACGAACAAACCGAGUGCUUCCUGCGAUUCCCAGUCAACGGGGACACAGCACAGCAGCCGAGGAUAGUGUGCUCUCCACUGAUCCCACCAGUAAUGUGAAUUAUCUGCGCGCUGCUAACUGCAGAAAUAUGGGUGUCGUCUAUGUUCAGGUCUCAGAGGGCGAGCCUGCUCUGGUUUGUAAGAACAAAAACUAAUUUAGAAAGCUGCAUCCUAUAAGCCAUUCACAAUUUUAUAAUUCAAAAUUCUUUAUUCCAAAUAAAGAUACUGCCUCAUAAGCACUUAGGAUACAGUAUUUUAGUGUGCAUAUAUUGUAAAUCUAUGAUUUUAUGUGACCUCUACAUGCUAAAAUGUUCAAGAAUAUAUGUAUUAUUAUCUGGGAAACAUGUUUGGUUGGCUUUGUGGCAUGUUUACUGUUUUAUCUGUUUGCUGAAUUAUUUUAUUUUUUUAAUGUAUGCUUUGAUGAAUAAAAAGGUUUUUAAAAGGA